Loxodonta africana (African savanna elephant) is the source of this 2212-nucleotide messenger RNA. Its product is annotated as olfactory receptor 10AG1-like. Bases 612 to 1622 code for a protein of 336 amino acids. The transcript has a single exon. NCBI's taxonomy places the organism in Eukaryota, Metazoa, Chordata, Mammalia, Proboscidea, Elephantidae. Gene Ontology annotation, cellular component: plasma membrane. Gene Ontology annotation, molecular function: olfactory receptor activity; G protein-coupled receptor activity. The record is from RefSeq and is a predicted model, not a curated record. Gene Ontology annotation, biological process: G protein-coupled receptor signaling pathway; detection of chemical stimulus involved in sensory perception of smell.
AAAAAUGAAAAAUUAUUGUGAGGAGUGGAUCAUAUUUCUUGAUUACAUUGAAGGUUAAUUAAUAUUUGUGAUAAACUGAAUAAGAGUUAUUGAACAGUAUGCUGAGUUUAAUUUUCUUAUAUUUUGUGUAAGUAAUGGAAGGGAUACAGAAAAUAGGGCGCUGAUAAUGCACGCAUUUAUUCCUCAGUAACAAAGGAUUAGUUUAAGAAAAUUGAGCCUUGUAAAGGGAAAGUCUUAAAACUAAUUUUUAAUGAAUAUUUAGGUAAAAAAAAGAAAAGAUUAAAGAAAAUUUUAACUUGAGAAAAUUUGGAGUGGGAUAUCAACACAGAAAAACUCAUGAACAAUAGAAAAUGACCACUCUUACUGGGGUAAAAUAACCCAAACUCUUUUCUGCAAAAUAAGCUCUAAAUAACAGUGUACACUUCUCAGUAUCUCCAGUAUCACUACAAUCCAAGUUUAAUAAGAUACACCAAGAUUUUCUUUGCUGAAUUGAUUUUAAUAGCAUGUCAGUUCAUUGCUGAACUUUGAAAUCACAUUCCUAGAAAUGGAGCACAGUGAUGGUGGAAUUGAUUUAAGGGACAUAUUAUUCAUGCCCCUUUCUAAUUAACAAAAUGAAAAUGUUUUUAAAAAAUUUGAAUGAACUAACCAUCUUGAGUUUAUCAUAUCCACAGAUGGAAAGCAAAUUAAAAGCAGAAGAAUCUGAUAAUACCACAAUUACGGAGUUUGUUCUUGUGGGGUUUUCUGAUGUACCCAAUUUACAGUGGAUUCUCUCUGGGAUAUUUUUAGCCAUAUAUCUGAUCAUUUUGUUGGGCAAUAGCAUCAUAAUACUGAUAACAAGAAUUGACCCCACUGUCCAGAACCCCAUGUAUUUUUUCCUUGGCAAUUUUUCCUUCUUGGAAAUAUGUUAUGUAACAACCACCAUCCCAAGAAUGCUCAGGGAUAUUUGGACCCAGAAGGGAAAUAUUCCUUUUUUGGCCUGUGCUACUCAAAUGUCUUUUGUUCUUAUAUUUGGAGGCACAGAGUGUUUGCUCCUGACAGUGAUGGCCUACGACUGCCAUGUGGCCAUUUGUAACCCCCUGCACUAUCCUGUAGUCAUGAACCACAGGGUCUGUAUCCAGCUGGUGGCUGGCUCCUGGAUCAGUGGAAUUCCAGUCGAAAUUGGGCAAACAUCCCAGAUUUUCUCUCUGUCCUUUUGUGGGUCUAACACAAUUAAUCAUUUCUUCUGUGACAUCCCCCCAAUACUCAAGCUUGCUUGUGGAAUCACAAUUGUGAAUGAGGUGGCGGUCUAUAUAGUUGCUGUGGUGUUUUUCAUGGUUCCAUUUCCAUUGAUUGUUACCUCCUAUGGUAAAAUUAUCUCAAAUAUCCUGAAAUUGUUCUCAGCCAGAGGGAGGGCCAAAGCCUUCUCCACCUGCUCUUCUCACCUGACAGUUGUAGUCUUAUUCUAUGGAACAGCAGCUAUCAAUUAUUUACAGCCCAAGUCAAAUCAAUCUGAAGGCCUGGGGAAGCUGCUCUCUCUUUUCUAUACCAUUUUGACACCGAUGAUGAAUCCCAUUAUAUAUAGCCUGAGGAACAAAGAUGUCAUGGAGGCACUGAAGAAAUUACUACCUAAGUUAUUAACAUGAGGCAAUGACUUAAAAUAAUGGAAAAGAAAAAUUGCUUAUGUUUGUCAUCUAGACACAACAGGAAAAAUCAUACAGUUUUAUUUCUACAUUCUACAGUCCUAAAUAAAGAUAAGUAAUAGUGUGUUAACAAUCUCACAUUAUGUCAAGGGACAUUUGUUUCAUAGAAUUAACUGCUUCUGUGUAAUCAAACCACAAGUAAACUGAAUUGCAAACAUCUAAUCUUGAGGAUCAAGCUUUCCUCUAACUAACAGGUAAGGUAAGAGGCUGUCCGAAUAAGACAUUGAAAGAUAAUUGAGUGUUUUUUUAUAUUUAGGAAUUAGGAUCAUACUCUGUCAUAAUUUUUUCUUAUAUUUCCCAUUCCUUCAGAUGUAUUUGUUUCCUUUCUCUGCCCCUGUGGUUGGAUUCAGCCAAUGAGAAACACCAACAGUAGUUAUGAUGGUGGAAGCUUGGGAGAACUUGGGGUUUCCUUUGCUAUUUUUCUCUGCUUUUAUGCUUUGUUUCUGCUCAUACCCUUAAAGACUACAUAGGCUCCAGGGUGCACUGCAUCUAUGAUCCCAUCUCUCGCCAUUCUUUGGUAACAUUACUUGCCC